AAGCGGGGCGGGGCUAGGAAACCGAGCAACCAAAUCUCUGCGAGUAUUAAUCCGUCCUCUCUACGGUUCCACGCGUGCGCCCUCUUCGACUGACAUGCGCGUCUUGCGGAGGUUGGAAAGCGCAGAAUUUGAACCAGCUCUUCGGGGCUGAAUGAGUUUGUCCUCCGGCCUAUAGCUGGGCGGGAAGGGAGAAUUAUGAGACCUGCUAAACUCCGGAGCCGUUCCGGUAAUGAGCCCGCCGACCAUAUGGCGCAGAAGCAGCAUCCGCACUCCGGACCCCCGUGGAAAGAGACGCGACUGGCUUUGAGGCGGUUGGCGGAGAGCCUGAGCUGCUCCCUUUGCAGUAACAUUCUGAAGAAACCUGUGAACCUAGGAAGUUGUGAACAUGUCUUCUGUCUAACUUGUGUAGACAACUGUAUUGGCACAGCUUGCCCAAUAUGUGAGGUGCCAGCCAUGAAACAAGAUAUGAAAAUAAACAGGAAGCUAGAUAACAUCAUCAAACUCUACAGCAAACUGCAAACUCUGCAGGACAAGGACUUCUCAG
This is a messenger RNA of Python bivittatus (Burmese python), 544 nucleotides long. The record is from RefSeq and is a predicted model, not a curated record. Lineage: Eukaryota; Metazoa; Chordata; Lepidosauria; Squamata; Pythonidae.